AUGAACCUUCGUCAAGGUGGGAUGAGUGUGAAAGAGUACUCACUCAAGUUCACCCAACUAUCCAAGCAUGCUCUAACAUUGGUGGCCAAUCCAAGGGCUAGGAUGAAUAAGUUUGUAAUGGUGGUUUCCAGGUUAGUUGAAGAAGAAUGCCGAAAGGCAAUCCUUAUUCAUGACAUGACUAUCUCAAGGUUCUUGGUAUAUGCUCAACAAAUUGAGGAGACCAAACUCAAGAAAAUGAAUAGGGAUGUAAAGAGUCUUAGGACCCAGGAUGGAAAUUUGUCUAAGGGUAGAUUUGAAGCUCAAGGCACACCAAGGUUUAAGAAUAGGUUUUCUAAUCAAGGCACUUCUAGCACUCCUAAGGUCAACAAAGAUAUGGUGCCUACACCAAAGCCACAAGGUGGUAGUGGAGGUGGUUCUUAUGUUGAGAGACUAACUUGUGCAAAGUUUGGCAAGAAGCAUGGGGGCAAGUGUCUUGUGGGCACGAAUGAGUGUUUUAGUUGUUGUAAGAGUGGCCACAUGAAGAGGGGUUUCCUUCUGAUAAGGGCUCAAGGGAGAGAGGGCAAGCAAGUCCCUCCGAGUGGCUCCAACUCCGAUGCUCCCAAGAAGAAUCACUUUUAUGCUCUCCAAUCUAGGAGUGAUCAAGAGGGGUCUCCGAACGCUGUUACCGGUGUGUUGCAAGUAUUUACAAUUAAUGUUUAUGCAUUGUUAGACCCCGGUGCCACUUUAUCUUUUGUCACUCCUUCAGUGGCUAUGAAAUUUGAUGUACUCCCUGUAAAGAACGCAAAUGCAGCUCCUCCGGUCCCUGAUCAAGAAGUGUCGAGUGCAGAGUUCAGAAAUGCCUUUCAGAUGUUGGCUCAAAGUGUGGUGAACCAGAACAAUCAGCGGGCUCCAGUUCCGGUAAAUGCCAAUGUUGGGUUUUUCCCCAUAGAGUUGAGCGAAGCAAGGGCCUAG
Messenger RNA from Solanum stenotomum, 951 nucleotides. RefSeq lists its product as uncharacterized. The record is from RefSeq and is a predicted model, not a curated record. The transcript is spliced from 3 exons. Bases 1 to 951 code for a protein of 316 amino acids. Lineage: Eukaryota; Viridiplantae; Streptophyta; Magnoliopsida; Solanales; Solanaceae.